Molecule: messenger RNA, 2042 nt
Organism: Oncorhynchus gorbuscha (pink salmon)
Lineage: Eukaryota; Metazoa; Chordata; Actinopteri; Salmoniformes; Salmonidae
Product: drebrin
Exons: 12
Coding region: 383-1894 (503 amino acids)
Biological process (GO): positive regulation of dendritic spine morphogenesis; neuron projection morphogenesis; positive regulation of axon extension
Cellular component (GO): postsynaptic density; postsynaptic membrane; site of polarized growth
Molecular function (GO): actin filament binding
Source: RefSeq, a predicted model, not a curated record
GGUACAGUUUGCUCCGUUUUGUGGGUGUGCCAGGGUGUGGCUUGAAGACUGACUUAUUUAAAAGCUAGAGGUGCAUUUUGAAGCCACAACCCUAUUUUUCAACUGGUCGUUCACCAGGCUACAGCACCGUUUCCGUUCAAUUGAACGUUCUAUUACGUUUUUAUGCACUGAACGCUGCCCUACAUAGCCUGCUUGCGGACCUUCACCUUCUUCUCCACUUGGUACUUCCACUAUUUUGCAUGAGAUAAGCCUACAGAUCGUCCUCCUGGCCGUGAAUGCGCGUCAGUGUUUCAGUGUGACCGUUUAUGCGGAUAAGUUUCUAGUGCAAUUGGUUAAGUGAAGAAAUCUUCGGGGCUGGAUUGUGAAAAAGUUCUGCAUCACUAUGCGAGCGAUUAACCUCGAUACCUACAGCCUGUCACUGCUUACGGCCAAAGAGGACAUUCUCAACCCCCGCUCAUCAACCAACUGGGCUCUGUUCACCUACGAUGGGGCCACUAACAACCUCAAACUGGCUGACUCUGGAGCAGGUGGAGUGGUGGAGCUGUCAGAGAAGUUCCUCAUAGCCAGACCUCAGUAUGGGCUCUGCAGAGUGGGCUCAGCCGAGGUAGGAGGCCCUCGCGUCGCCAUGAUCUGCUGGGUCGGGCCAAAUGUGGAUGAGAACCGCAGGACAGAAUGUGCCAGCCAUGUGCCUGCUAUCAAGACCUUUUUCAAGGAGGCCUAUGUGUUUAUCAGUGCUGAGAGUAAGGAGGAUGUGACAGAGGAGAAGAUAGGUGCUGAGCUCAAUAAAGUCUGCUCCCCGACAGCGCAUGUCAGAAGAAGCAGUCGGUCCAAGGACAAGGAGACAGUGGGCACAAACUACAGAAAGACUAACGCUGCCAUGGAGAUGAGCCGCGCCAACAGAGACUCCUUCUGGGCACGUGCAGAGCGUGAGGAGGAGCGGAGGAAGGAAGAGGAGAGGAAGCGUGCAGUGGAGGACAGACGACGUUGGGAGAAAGAAAGAGUUUUGAAGGAACAGAAAGAGGCUGACGAGAGGGAGAGGAAGAUGAACAAGAAACUACAGAUGAUCGAAGAGCAGAGGAGAAUGCAGGUCCAGCUGGAGGCAGAAGUGAGGAAACAGGAGAAAUCUAGAUGGGAGCUGCAGGAGAGAGAGCAUGAGGAGGACAUGAGAUUUCGCUUCAGACGCAGCGAGUCCAUUGAGAAAGCAGCAGAGGCAGCGAUGCUGGUAUCACAGCGCUCCAUGAACCCCAGAGAGUUUUUCAGACAGCUGUCAUCAGUAUCAUCCCAUAGCCCAUCCAGCCCCGGCUCCCCCCGCACAGUCAAACCUCCAUUAAGGCGGUACCAGCGCAGCUUGACUGACACAGCAUUCAACUUUGGGAAAUCGGACAGCCCCAUCCCCACUUCCCCCCGCAGUCCCACAUUGGUCUCCCGCUUCCCAACCUCCCCCUUCCACCGCACCAUGUCCCCGCCCAGCCCCAUCUUCCGCCCAAUCAGCUCUCCCCAGAGCCCUCGCGCGCCCCUGGUGUCCCCUCCGAAAUCGGCCCUCCACUCAUCCCCACCUGUCUCAGCCCAGGCUACUCUCCCAUCACCCAGCCUCCAGUCUCCGCUCCAAACCCAGCCCUCUGCCAUCCCAGCCUCUCCAGGCCUCCUCGCCAACAUGUCCCUCACCUCCCCUCUAGAGAACCAGCUCCAGGCCCAGUUCCGGCCCCAGUCCCAGCCUGAGUGCUUCCCCUAUCCCCUAGUUUCCCUGAAGCCUGUCUCAGCACCACAGCCUCCUACUGCCCCUGUGCCAGAGAGUCCACUGCAGCCAACAGAGCAGUACACAGCUGUACAAGUUGUACUGGUGGAGGAAGAUGAAGAUGAAGAGGAAGACCAGGCAGGCAGAGCCCAGCAUUGAGAAUACCGAGCCAAACCCAAAUAUGAAGGAGGGAGGGGAGGGCUCAGCACAGGAUUCAGACCUUACAUCAGUACAGGAGCCUAUGGCAGAGGAAGGGGAGGAGGCAAAGGAAGCUGGACAAGAGAAGGGACAAUCCGAUUACAGCCAG